This is a messenger RNA of Amaranthus tricolor (Joseph's coat), 2474 nucleotides long. RefSeq names its product protein ANTAGONIST OF LIKE HETEROCHROMATIN PROTEIN 1-like. The record is from RefSeq and is a predicted model, not a curated record. NCBI's taxonomy places the organism in Eukaryota, Viridiplantae, Streptophyta, Magnoliopsida, Caryophyllales, Amaranthaceae. The transcript has 3 exons. Bases 1094 to 2344 code for a protein of 416 amino acids.
UUAAGGGGGCGUUUGGUUGGGGGUAUUAAGGAAAGGGAAAGGGAAUGAAAAUACCCCAUUCCCUUUGAUGUUGUUUGGUUCGCAUUUUGAAUCAUUCCGUUUACCCAAUUUUAGGUUUUGGUUAACCUAAAUCACGUAAUCCCCAUUCCCCACCUCCCCCUCCACUUUCCCAUUCCAUUCCCUUCCCCAUUCAGCUCCUGCUUCCUUCCUCGCCUCCCUACUGCUGCUGCUGCCUCCUUCCUCGCGCCUCCCUCCUCGCGCCUCCUUGCUGCUGCUGCUGCGCCUCCAUUAACGGAAUCUCUAUUAACAGGUGAGUCUUCCUUUUUCUUCUUUCUCCUUUUUUAGAUUUCUGCUGCUGUUUUCGUUUGCUUUUUUGUUGCUUUUUCUUCUUUCUCCAUUAACGGAAUCUCCAAUUUUAGGUUUUAGAUUUCGUUUUCUGCUCCUUCGUUCGUUUUCCCAUUUGAGUUCCAUUGAUGUUGUUGAUGCUGUUGAAAUCGUUCGUUUUAGAUUUAGCUAUUGAUGCUGUUGCUUGAAUCUUGUUGCUUGAUUCUUCGUUUUCAUUAACAGUGUUGUUCCAUUAACAGUUGAAUCUUCGUUUUCAGUUGCUUGAAUCUUGUUGCUUGAAUCUUCGUUUUCAUUAACAGUAUUGUUCCAUUAAAAGUUGAAUCUUCGUUUUCAGUUGCUUGAAUCUUGUUGCUGUUGAAACCAAAUUUGAGUUCACUGUGUUGAUGCUUGUUGAUGCUUGUUGAUUUCCCAUUUAAAUUGAUGUUUGAAUCUUGUAUGGUGUUGAUUGUUGAAGCAGUAUUGGUGUAUGAUUAAAUUGAUGAAUCUUGUUGCUGUAUCAUUAACUAUAUCGUGUUGCUGUUGAUUGUUGAAUCUUGUUGAUUGUUGAUAUCCAAAUUGAUGUUGUUUUAGAAACUUGGGAUUUUAGAAAUUGGGAUUAUUGAUGUUGUUUUAGUAUGAUUAAAAAUUGGGAUUUUAGAAACUUGAUUAUGUAUCAUUGUUUGUUUGUUUGUUUGGUUUUCAAGAAUACAUGGAAACAAGGUGCUUGGUAAUUCUUUGAUGUUCUUAUUGAUGUUCAUUUGUACAGAAAAUGGCUAGCAUUGGUACUUCUUUGAAAAGGAAGAGAAAUUGGGAUUGUAUUCGGUUCAUAAUUACUAUGAUUAAUUGUGUUGUGUUGCUACAUUUGAUGUUGUACUCGAUGAGAAAAACUAUAUACGAUUCCCAUUAUGUUAAGCUUGAUAAAAAAACUAGGAGAAAAAUGAGAUUGCACAACUUGAAUAGAAUGAUUAGAGAAAGUGACACUUUGUGUAGGAACUAUCUUCGUAUAAAUCGAUACACAUUUGGUGUUCUUUUAGAGAUGGUUAGAGAUAUUGGUGGAUUAAAUGAAACAAGAAACACAUGUUUGGAAGAGAUGGUUGCGGGUUUCUUAUACACAUUAGCUCACCAUAAGAAAAAUAGAAUGAUGGGUGCACAUUUUUAUAGAAGUGGUGAAACUAUUAGUAGACAAUUUCAUGCUUGUUUGUUAGCAAUCUUAAAGUUACAUGAUAUUCUUCUUAAGAAACCAACACCAAUACAAGAGGAUUGCAACGAUGAAAGAUGGAAAUAUUUCAAGAAUUCAUUAGGUGCCCUUGAUGGUACAAUGAUUCUAGUGAAUGUUCCUUGUGAUGAGCGAUCCAAAUAUCGGACUAGAAAAGGUACCCUUGCUAUGAAUGUAUUAGGAGUAUGUUCACCCGAGAUGGAAUUUAUAUAUGUCUUACCUGGUUGGGAGGGGUCGGCACACGAUGGUCGGAUUCUUCGAGAUGCUAUUUCUAGGCCUAAUGGGUUGAAAGUUCCAAAAGGUUGUUAUUAUCUAUGUGAUGGAGGAUAUACUAAUGGAGAAGGAUUCCUUGCACCCUAUAGAGGGCAUCUUUAUCAUCUUAGAGAAUGGAAUAAUGGCCCCCGACAACCCCAAACCGCCGAAGAAUAUUUCAACUUAAGGCAUGCAAAAGCUAGAAAUGUGAUUGAGAGAUGCUUUGGAUUACUCAAGGGAAGAUGGGGGAUUCUUAGAAGUCCUUCUUGGUUUAGUUUACAAACACAUGGUCGAAUUGUACUUGCUUGUGCUUUAUUACAUAAUUUGGUAAAGAGAUACAUGCUUGCAGAAUUUGAUGAUGAGGACUUGUUUGAGGAAAAUGAUAGUGAUGAUAAUGAUGGUGAUGAUAAUGAUGGUGAUGUUAAUGAGGAAGAUGAUGUGGAGUACAUAACCUCCAUUGCUGUAACCGAUCCAUGGACGAAUUUCCGAAAUACAAUGGCCCAACAUAUGUUCAAUGAUUGGAGGGCUAGACAACGCAGACUUACUUUGUGAUGUUAUUCAUUUUUAUUUAAAACCUCCAUUUCUUGUAUUUGAUUUUCAGACUUGUAUGUUUAUUUCUUGUAUUGAAUAUUUGUUGGUUCAUUCCAUUUUUAUAUACAUGCAAUUUUGUUUACUAUGAUCA